Messenger RNA from Astyanax mexicanus (Mexican tetra), 1702 nucleotides. RefSeq names its product RNA polymerase I subunit G (gene polr1g). Lineage: Eukaryota; Metazoa; Chordata; Actinopteri; Characiformes; Acestrorhamphidae. Bases 157 to 1065 code for a protein of 302 amino acids. Gene Ontology annotation, biological process: transcription by RNA polymerase I. The record is from RefSeq and is a predicted model, not a curated record. The transcript is spliced from 3 exons.
UCAACACUCACAGCUUUCGGUGUAACACCGGUUCCUGUCCCACACGUGGUUGUCGUGCUUCACACGAGAGCACAGGAGGAGACUGCAGUUCAGUGGAGAGUUUUGCUGAGAGCAGCCUGGAGAAAAGACUGAAUAUCACGCAGAUCCAGGGCCGCUAUGUCGUCCGACAGCGAAGAUGACAAUCAAGGAGUCAGGGGAACUCCACAGAAAUCACAGGAGCAGCGCAAGAGAGAUUCAAAGUACCAGUGUCCUGCAGAUUUUGUGUCUUAUCAAUACGGUUCCAGUGCAAAUGCUCUCCUGGAUAGUAGUGACCACACAGAACUAUGGCUUAUUAAAGCACCUGCUCGCUUUGACCCAAAAAGUUUUGCAGGUUUGAAAGUACCUUUAUCAGGCCUGGAGAUGGUCCAGUCUACUUCUGGUACAGCACCUCAGAUCUACAGCAUUCUGGGAGGUGGAGCUGGGCCUACUGAUCUACGUGUUCUGACUUCCAGCUUUAAGAAAGACAGGAAUUUGUCUUUGUCUGCUUCAGGGUUUGCUGGCCUUCUCAGCAUAUCAGAGAGUUAUGGUGACUGCAGUGGAAAUCAGGGCCCCAUUGCAAUUCCUGCAACUCCAGCUCCAUCCGUCCCACCAGGCCUCAGACAGCGCUUCCAGCCUUUCGGCAGCUCGACACCUGCUCAUACAGCAGAAGUGUCUGCCCUAACGUCACCUUCACCAUCUAAGAAAGCAAGGCUAGGCCCAGAGGAUAGCGAAGGACAGACAAAGAAGAAGAAAAAGAAGAAAAAAGAAAAACACAGCAUGAAAGAGAGCUCUGAAAUGGUACAUAUUAAGCAAGAAGUAGUAUCAUUUGAAUACGGUGAAAUUCAAAACCCAGAGCCAGCAGAGGAAGAGGGGCUGGUGGAGAAAAGGAAGAAGAAGAAGGUGAAAAAAGAGAAGGAGAGAGGGGACAGACUGGAUGAGGUUGAAGCUUAUGUCUGUUCAGUUCCUAAACAGGAACCUAUUGACAAUUCAUAUGGGGACAUUGAUAGUCCGGCGAAAAAGAAGAAGAAGAAAACUCUAGAUGAGUAGAGCUUCAUUGGAGUGGGUCAUAACAUAUUGUGGGGGAGGGGGUAGACUGUACAGCUUGAUAACACAUCUGAACCUUCUAAUUCGUGAAUUCAGACACUUGAAGGAACAGCCAUUGCUUACAGUUAUUCAGUUGUGCACAUACAGCUUGUAUAACCAUAUAUAUUUUCCUUACAAAAACAUCAAGAAUAGGACUUUCUGAAGCAAUCACAUACAUGUAAGCAUAAGAUCAUCAUUUCCAGUGCUGAGCUUUGUCCUUUUAGGGGUUUUGUGAUAAAUCAUCCAACAUCAGUACCAGAUCUUGUUCAUUCUUUCAAGACUGCAAUAUGCAACUUCACACUAACGUUCAUGGUCUAGAACUAGUCUAAAGUGCUACCAGGGGAGUUGAUUUGGUUACUGUAACAGUGGGGCAAAUAUUGUACUAAUAUUAUUGAUAACAAUGUUUUCUGGUUUUGGACUCAAGACAAAUCAAGAGACCAUUUACACCUAGUCACAUAAUGUGACUAGUAUGUGAAUUAUAUUUUAAAAGAGUAAUUUAAGCAUAUGCAUACACAUUUAGAAGUCAUAUUCAUCUCCAAUUUAUCAGACGGAAUUCCAAUUGCUGUGUAAGAUGGAGAAUUAUAAAUGUUUUUAAUGCUGA